GUCGCUUCCUCUGCUGUCUCUAAACUCAAUCCAGAGUAGGCGGCACUGACUGCGCUUCACACCAGAUGAUCUAAUAGAGAAAUACCAUCCAUGAUGCCCGGUCUGUUCCUCCGUGCACAAGAGAAGAGCUUAUGAGCUUUUCAUCUCUCUUAUGCGAGCGGUAGAGUGUAUUAAGAGGAUGGAGAUCCUGCGCGCAGCAUCCGUCUCUCUGGCUUUGUGAAACGCACGGUGGACUGGAAGAGCCGUACGGCAGGACGUGUGUGUAUGUGUGUGUAUUCCGCUCAGUGGGAUGUUUGCAGAUAUCCCCAAGGUGCUUAUACUGGGGGCCAUCGCAGCGGCCUCUGCCUUUGUGGUCACCAUCCUUAUCGUACUGGUGUGUGUGGGGUGUCAGAGAAAAAGCAAAAGCAAACAUGGCCACACUAACGGAGCGGGUCAGAAAACCGAAACAGCUGCUCUGCGCCAGUCCAAGAUGAAGUCCAUGAGCAAAUCUGACACCCGCCUGAACGAUAUGAACCGACUGCCAUGCAACUCAAAUGGCGCUCCCAAGAGUCGGCCAGCCAGCAUGGACCUCUUCCUCAUGCACACCCCCCGCUCCAAUUCUGACCUUCGACCCCUGAGCACCAGUUGCCAGAUGCCUCCCGCGCCCGCCGGCCCCGAGAGCGAGCGUGAGCACACCUACUCCGAAGUCGGUUGUCGAUCCUCUCCCGCGCUUCACCCCGUAGACGACGGGCUGUACGAGAGUGUGGGGAUCAAAGGGGCGGGGUCUGAUGCCUCUGCCCCGCCCUCUGUCCCUACCCAGACAUCGACCAACACGCCCACUCUUCUCCACCCACACAGCCCAAAGUUUGAGGGGAAAGGGCGAGGUAGAGGAGGUGUGAACGGCACGAGUCCUGAGGUGACGGCGGAGUACGCCUCGAUACGGAAGGUGAAGAAGCUGGAGCGCUGCCGGAGAGAAGAAGUGCUAGAUGAUGGGGCGAGAGAGCAGCAUAGCCUUUCCAGUACUGAGUCCUCUAGCGGCACGCUGCACCGGAAAACAGUGGAACCAUUUCAUCUGCCCACUUUCCCAAAGGAGGCAGUCUUCAUGGGCAAUGGUGAGCAGUACAUUUGGAAGCCACCAGAAGAAGAUGAGAUCAAUCUGUCAGGAGUUGGUCCGCUGGAGAAUGGCCACAGUCAUCCCACGGCUGUGGAGAUCUCUGACAUGUACUCCACCGUUUGUAAGACCCUGAAGAGGAGACAUCAGCAGGGUCAGAGCCAAGAGGAUAGCAGGCCGACGGGCUCCGCUCUGUCCCAAGAUGUGGAGCAGGGCUCUGUUGGCUUGCCCGCUGGCGGUGCUACCAGCGAAGAGCCUUGGGGAAGUAGUUGCCCCCAGGAUGAGCAUUGCUAUGAACCGGUGGGCGAGAAGACUUGGCCACGGGGCCAGUCGCUAGAGUCAGACCAGGCGUACGCCACCAUUGAUCCCCACCGGAAGCGAGAAAAGCUGGCCAGCAACACACUGAAGCUUAAAAAGAAGGAUCCGGCUCAAGGUCCGGGGAGAGCCAUGACCUGCGAGAACUUUUACGAGAGUAUCGGAGAUGUGAAGCAAGGAGCGAACGCAGCAAGCACCACCACUAUCUUCACCUUUAAUGAUGGCAUGGAAAUGUAUGUUACGGGUCUAUAAAAACUUUCUGUGAAGGAUUUUGAUCUGACGGAUGAUACACACAAGAUGCAGAUGCCAACAUGCAUACGUACAACGUCUCCAAAACUAGACGGCCGUUGUAUAUUUAUGAUUAACAUACAAGGGCACAAUCAGUUCUGAAAAAACAGUUCAGACAAAAACACUGAAUUGGUUAAACCUGGUCAGAACAGUUUUCAGCAGGCAUGCUCACAAAACCCAGGGACCGUUUUUAAUCCACCUCGUGCAAUCACUAAUUUUAGAAAUGUUUUUCUCAAAUUCAAUAAGACUGUAAGUAAGAAUGAAUUGUAGCACAGGGGAGUUUCAUUAUAUAGAAAAUAUGAAAUCAGGAUGUACAUGCUGCCUCCUCUUCGAAUCGGCCAAUCAAAUUCAGUGCUUUGUGAGCACUACCUGCAUAAAAAACACAUUGAUCACAUGAGACGGCUGCUUAACUCCCUGCCCCUCUGAAAACACACCUGACUGGUUCGCUUAACCUGAGAUUGCCGGCCACCACCACAGUGUUGAAACAACACAAUACAUAGUUUACUUCAGCACAUCACACGCACAUAUAAAACAUUUUGUGUACGGCUUGACAGUUUAGAUGGUGUAGAUACAGUUUGUGUGAUCAUUUUUUGAUACGUACAACUUUGCGGUAUGUAAAAAAAAUGAAAUGCGUGGAAUUCUGUAAAAAUGAUUUUAACAUGGUAAAAUAUGUUAAGAUGAGCUGAUGGUGUUGUACUGUUAAUGGUAGAUGGAGCAUUCCUAGAUUGGCUAGAUAAGCAAACAUUCAGGGAUGACGGAUGUGCAAAACGAGAUGCACCGAUAUAUCGGCCAAUAAUCGGUAUUGGUCGAUAAAAGCAAAUUUUCACACUCUUCUUCAUCCGCUAUCGACGGACAGUUUAAAAACUAUGAAAUUGUGAUCCGUGUCUAAAAAAUAUUCAAUAUUACUAGUAAUUUUAAGAAUUAAUAACAUUCAGAUAGUUAAGAAAUAUUAAUUUAAUCAUCAGAUCCGGUAUCGGCAGAAAUGACUCUGAAUAAUUGGCUAUAGGUAUCGGGGAGAAAUUAACUACUGGUGCAUCUCUAGUUUUAAAUGAAGGUUUCGAAUUUGUUAAAAUUUGUGUGGGCCUGCUUUGAUAUUACUUUAUGUAGGGACGUCAGCUCUUAACAUUUCUGCACACCUAACAUUUUAAUUUUGUUAAUAGCAUGCCAUCUCCGCCCAACAUCAGGCGUGUCGGGUGAUACGGCACUUGUUUCUCACAAGGCUUGACAACUUUUGCAAUACGAUGAGUGACCUUUGGCCUAAAUCUCUCCACCAACAAAAAAGAUGGGAUGUCGUAGCCUAGGCAGUUAACAUGUCCAUUUCAAUGACCAUUGUUAACAUUGGAGUUUAUGAGGCUUGUAGCGUCAGAGAACCGGAAUGUUGUGGUGCGAGUACGGAGGGCAAUAAAGGCUUCUGGGUUGGCCGGGUCCACUCUCGAUCCACUGUUCUCAGUUCAGUGUGUGCCAGCGCUUCUCCCCGGCUCGCUGGGCCUCCGCCUGGCUUAGCUGUCAGGAGCAUUUCAUGGAUUCAGUGUCCAAGGAAAACACAGCAGAAGGCUUAUGGUUGCUAGUAAAUGUCUUUUGGAGAGACGUCUCAUAUUCUAGGCCGUCUGUGCGACUUGAUCCUAUUGUAAACAAUGCCUUUCCCACAUGCAUUAUGGGAGGUUGGGUUUAGGAUCGGGGGAAAUAAUAGCACAAUGGAGAAACCUCUGCAAGGGGAAACCAGUCUAUCCGUGAAGAUCUAGCUUUCAAGGCCCAUCUGCGUGACAUAAAAAGCCCCACGUAACAACUUAAAUGCAGGGUUGAUGAUUUUACUGUGCCGAGGACACUGCUUAUAAAGAACAUCAAAGUCUAUGGCAGGGCUACAGGAAGAUCCAAAAGAAAGGGAUUGAGUUAGAUAAGAAGGUCAAAUUAUUAGCUCAGGGAUGGAUAGACAAAGUUUAAAAAACAACCAAGAAACUGUCCACAUCCAUGUCACCUGCAACCUGUGGUGAGAAAAGUUGGGUUUUAAUAAAUAGCUACCGGGAUGAGAGAUUUUUACGGCACUCUAUUUUCGUAUACAACUAUAUUGAUUUAUUUAUUCCCACUUGUAGCAAUGUCUUCAAACAGCUAGUAUCACUGCCAUUCACGUGUCUCAAUGUCUCGUUCAAGUGAACUGCACCAAUUUCCUUGCUUGCGAUGCAUGCUGAUAACAAAUGUUUUCUUUAUGCUCUCUGAUGCAUCUAUUAUAAUUGUAUAUUUCAUAGCUGUGCCUCACACUAUAAUACAUAGUGCCAUAAAAGGAGUACUGGUCCCGAAACAAAGUACAGGCUGCUGCUGAGAGGUCAUGGUUCUUCUCAGGUAGCACAAGCACAUAACUGGUAAAGGAUUUGUCCGAAACAGCGGGGCUCUGGCCUCAAAGCAUCUGCAGGCCCUCCCUAUCGUUAUUAUUGCGUGUCCUUGAGACAUGACGCUGGCCAUAUUGAGGGAGGAAGCGGCUCCACUUUAGCUUGGCAGGUCCUUCCUAGCACAAAGUUCGCUUUGUACUAUGGGGGCAGAUCGGUUCUUUUGAUGUUUUUACUUCUGAGAGAGCCUGCAGUGGUCCAACCAUGCAUUGUUUCCAUUGGGAAUGGCAGGAUGAAAUCUUUCAGGCUGUGAUUUGUAUAGGCGGAGAACAUGACAUGACAAUACAAUUAUUGGCAAAAAUGUGUAUAUAUAAGAUUAUAAAAAUAAAUAUAAAAAUAUGAUUUAUACUGAUGACAUAUAUUGAUGUGAUGCAUCUACUUCACCCACCUAUUCAUGGACAUUUUAAUAUAUUGAGACAGACCAAAUCACAUGUACAUACAGAAUACUGAAAUGAAACUAUAUGAAAAAAAAGACAGACUUCGGUAUUGAUGUUUUAAGAAAGCAAUGACAGGUUUAUACUUUGUUUAUUGUGUGCAUAAUAAUACUUCUUCAUCAUAAUGUCUAUGGCUUAACUGAGUCCAAUGUGUGGUCCACCCAAAGUGUAACACAGAGUAUGGUGUAUAAAUAUAUUAAUUAUAUUCUGUGCAAAAGAUUGUAAUGUUUUCUAUCAAAAUCAUUCAUAUAAAUAUUUGUUUUUACUUUUUUAAUAAAG
Triplophysa dalaica is the source of this 4787-nucleotide messenger RNA. RefSeq lists its product as uncharacterized. The transcript is spliced from 7 exons. NCBI's taxonomy places the organism in Eukaryota, Metazoa, Chordata, Actinopteri, Cypriniformes, Nemacheilidae. Gene Ontology annotation, biological process: intracellular signal transduction; T cell receptor signaling pathway; B cell receptor signaling pathway. Bases 290 to 1657 code for a protein of 455 amino acids. The record is from RefSeq and is a predicted model, not a curated record. Gene Ontology annotation, cellular component: membrane raft; plasma membrane.